UUUAACCCAGAGCCAUGUCCAGGUACCUGAAGCACUUCACGGUGGUGGGGGAUGACCCAGCACGUUGGAACAACGACUACCGCAAAUGGGAGGAAGAGGAGGACGAGGCAGCAGCCGGGCAGGAAAGUGGGGAGAAGCAGCCGCAGUCGGAGCUCAAGCUGGAGCCCGCCCGGGGCAGCGUCACCUUCCAGGAUGUGCUGAAAAAACUCUUCAGCUCCCACCGGUUCCAGGUCGUGGUCGUCUGCUUGGUCAUUGUGGAUGCCUUGCUGGUCCUUGGGGAAUUGCUCAUGGACUUGAAGAUCAUCCAUCCGGACAGAUACGACCUAGCUCCCAAGGUCUUGCACUACCUCUCCCUUUGCAUUUUGACCAUCUUCCUGGUCGAGGUUGGGUUUAAAAUCUUCCUGUACGGCCGGGAGUUCUUCCACCACAAGUUUGAGGUGCUGGAUGGAGUCGUCGUCGUGGUGUCCUUCAUCCUUGACAUAGUCCUCCUCUUCCGGGAGCACGAGUUCGAAGCCGUCGGGCUCCUGAUACUCCUGCGCCUGUGGCGCGUGGCCAGGAUCAUUAACGGGAUCAUUUUAUCGGUAAAGACUCGCUCUGAGCAGCAAGUGUCCAAGCUGAAACAGGCAAACCUGCAGCUUGCAACCAAAGUUGAGCAACUUGAGUACAGCUGCGCAGAGAAGGAGCAAGAAAUUGAGAGGCUUAACAGGCUGUUAAAACAGCACGGACUCAUCGGGGAGCCCAAAUAGGAGCCGUUUUGUUGAAGGUGGGAAGUCUGCUGUGGAGAGGGUGGUGUUGGAAAGCACCCAUUUGACCUGAAAGGUUUUCAUAUCUCUUUGCUUUCUCUUGUAUAGUGUGGUC
This is a messenger RNA of Tinamus guttatus (white-throated tinamou), 858 nucleotides long. The record is from RefSeq and is a predicted model, not a curated record. Lineage: Eukaryota; Metazoa; Chordata; Aves; Tinamiformes; Tinamidae.